Molecule: messenger RNA, 1784 nt
Organism: Papaver somniferum (opium poppy)
Lineage: Eukaryota; Viridiplantae; Streptophyta; Magnoliopsida; Ranunculales; Papaveraceae
Product: GATA transcription factor 7-like
Exons: 3
Coding region: 162-1304 (380 amino acids)
Biological process (GO): positive regulation of DNA-templated transcription
Cellular component (GO): nucleus
Molecular function (GO): sequence-specific DNA binding; zinc ion binding
Source: RefSeq, a predicted model, not a curated record
GUCUCUUUUUCUUUUCCUCAAUUAAAACCCUUGAUAUUACCCCCCAUUCUUCUCUUCCUUUCUCCUCUCCUCUAAAAACACUUCUUCUUCUCUCUCUCUAAAAUCACUCACACCCUUUCCUCUAUUUCUUAUCUCUUCCUCAUCUUCUUUCAUCUCAGGAAAUGGAGUGCGUUGAAGCAAAAGCUUUCAAAACAAGUUUAUGGCGGCCAGAGAUGUUAGUGAAAUCAUCAUCAAAUCAUCAUGAUGAGGAAGUAUCUAAGUUCAGUUUAUGGGGUUCAAGUAAUAAUAAUGGUGGUACACCAACUAAUGGGGAUGAAACUUUUGUGGAUGACCUUCUUGAUUUUUCUAAUGAAGAAACAGGUGGUAUUGUCAAAGAAGAUAAAGAAGAAGAAUAUGAAACUGUUGAUGAUAAUAAUAGUACAGAGAUGAAGACGGUUUUUUCACCGGAGAAAAACUCUGCUUCUCUUAAGAACGAUUUUGCCGCUGUUUUUGCAAGCGAACUCAGUGUUCCGACGGAUGAUUUAGCAGACCUAGAAUGGUUAUCUCAUUUCGUUGAAGAUUCCUUCUCAGAAGAAUUUUCUCAAACACAAUAUAAUGACGGAAAUCCCACAGUUUUAGCACAACCCAAAGCACAAAACCUGGACAAAACUGAACCAGAAAAGAAACAACCACCACAAUUUAUCAAAACAGAAUCAAUUGAAACAGUGGGUUACUAUGGGUUUUCUCCACAGCCACCACCACCAACCACCACCACCGCAGCAACAACAGUACCAGGAAAAGCAAGAAGCAAACGUUCAAGAACAGGGGGAAGAGUUUGGUCACUUGGGUAUUCAUCUUUAACAGAAACUUCAUCAUCUUCAACAUCAACAACAACCACAACAUCAUCAACAACAUCUUCUUCAUCAUCUUGUCUCCUUUUCAACAAUAUCAUGCGAACACCAGAUUAUCUCGUCUCUCUUAGAAAACCACCAGUCAUAAGACAUAAGAAACAACGAGUUGUUAAUGGCGAUGAUAAUGGUGGUGGUGGUGGGGCGCGUGUCGUGCGAACUCAGUGUAGUCACUGUGGUGUGCAAAAAACGCCGCAAUGGAGAACCGGUCCAUUAGGUGCAAAAACGUUGUGUAACGCUUGUGGUGUCCGAUUCAAGUCGGGUCGGCUUUUACCCGAAUACCGUCCUGCUAGUAGCCCGACUUUUUCAAAGGCUGUGCAUUCGAAUAGUCAUCGGAAAGUAUUGGAAAUGAGAAAGAACAAAGCAGUAGUCGCCGCACCGGAGGCCGGUUUCACUUCAGCAGUUCAUAGCUUCUGAAUUCUCAUCAUGAUUAACACGACGAAAUCUGAAGUUAAAAACCCAGUUCGAAUUCUACACCCGUUUCCCCAUGGUUAUCUAUCCACUGUGUACAUUUUGUUUUUUAAUUUUCUCACUUUGUAACGGAUUUUAGGUAGUUUUUUUAGACUGUUUUUUUCUUAAAUUUUUAGGGUUUUCUGUUUCCUUAGCGUUUUGUUAUCCAUUUAUUUUUGCAGUUUUUUUUUUUUUAGGUCCAAGAGAGAAAAGGAAGGAUAUAGACUAGAAAAAUUAGGUAGAGAAAUAGUAUUAUUUAAUUUGGAAAUUAGUAAAAAUGUUAGGUUAUGUUUGGUGGUUGGUUUUAAAUUUCAUUUUCCAAUUUGGGUUUGAAUUUUUUUUUACCGCCAGACAGACGUGAAAAUAUAUUGGAUGCUCCUCGAGAAAAACACUGAAAAUUGAUGUAGACAUUGUGGGUUGGUUGUCUACUUUGUUUUGAUAUUUGCA